This is a messenger RNA of Zeugodacus cucurbitae (melon fly), 1562 nucleotides long. It is a transcript of the gene CstF64, whose product is annotated as cleavage stimulation factor subunit 2. The transcript has 4 exons. The record is from RefSeq and is a predicted model, not a curated record. The coding region runs from base 175 to 1419 and encodes 414 amino acids. Gene Ontology annotation, biological process: mRNA 3'-end processing. Gene Ontology annotation, cellular component: mRNA cleavage and polyadenylation specificity factor complex. NCBI's taxonomy places the organism in Eukaryota, Metazoa, Arthropoda, Insecta, Diptera, Tephritidae. Gene Ontology annotation, molecular function: mRNA binding.
UCAAUGCAACCCUGCAUUUGUUGUCAACGUGAAUCGCUCUUUCAGUGUAAUUUGCCGAUGGUUUGCAGAAAAAAUAAUAAAAUUUCAAACAUUGGUAAUAAAAGCUUGUUAAAUACCAGAUUUGUGUUUUUAAAUGUUUAAAGGUAGUGGAGGAAAUUGAAAUAAAAUAUAAAUAUGACGGACAAAAAUUCUGAACAAAGCAUUAUGGAUAAGUCCAUGCGAUCCGUUUUCGUGGGCAAUAUUCCGUAUGAGGCAACAGAGGAGAAACUUAAGGAGAUUUUCAGUGAGGUUGGACCCGUAAUUUCCCUCAAGUUGGUAUUUGAUCGUGAAAGUGGAAAACCAAAAGGUUUCGGCUUUUGUGAGUACAAAGAUCAGGAAACGGCACUUAGUGCAAUGCGAAAUCUAAAUGGUUAUGAAAUCGGUGGACGCACUCUACGUGUAGACAACGCUUGUACUGAAAAGUCACGUAUGGAAAUGCAACAGCUGCUGCAAGGUCCUCAAGUUGAGAAUCCUUAUGGCGAACAUUGUGAUCCUGAUCAGGCACCAGAAAUUAUCACAAAAACCGUGGCGUCGUUGCCACCAGAGCAAAUGUACGAGUUGAUGAAGCAAAUGAAACUUUGCAUUCAAAAUAAUCCCUCAGAAGCACGUCAAAUGUUGAUGUUAAAUCCACAAUUAGCAUAUGCUUUACUACAAUCCAUGGUUGUAAUGCGUAUAGUCGAUCCGCAAACAGCAUUGGGAAUGUUGUUCAAAGCAAAUCAGAUGCCUCCAGUUCUUGGUGGAAAUCCAUUGUCUGGUAGUGUACAAUCGCAAAAUAUUUCAUCAAACAUCAUGCAACAAUCACUGCAACAACCGACACAGCCACCGCCAUUGGUUGGAGGGCAACCAAUGCCCGUGCCUGGUCCGAACUUCAAUGUUAUGCAAGGCGGCGAUAUUGAUUUAAGAGCUAUGAAUAGCCCUGCACUAGGUGGACCUGGUGGCAUGGACCCAAGACAAAUGGAUCCACGCAUGGCACGAAAUAUAGAUCAAGAUAUGCGCGCUAUGCCGAAUCCCGUUCCGCCACCACUAAUGGAUCCACGAGCACAACGACAAAUGCCACCACAACAGGUGAAUCCACAACCAUCUUUUCCAACCGAUCCUCGACAACGUCAAAUCGACCCCCGACUACGAGGAAACGCAGCGGGUCCAUCCGGCAUACCAGGUCCGACAAUGUCACAACAACAACAAACAGCUCAGCAGCAGCUACAAAAUCGUCUGGCUUCGAAUUGUGGCAUACCCAACGAUGCAACGGAUCAGGAGAAAGCUGCUCUCAUUAUGCAGGUGUUGCAGCUAUCUGAUGAGCAGAUUUCACAAUUACCACCGGAGCAACGCGCUAGCAUUUUGGUACUCAAAGAGCAGAUUGCAAAGAGCACACAGCGUUAAUAUCCAAUACAAAAGAUAUACAUAUGUAAAAUAUUUAAAUUCAUAUGACUUAACUAUUUUCAAUUUAAUAAUAGGUACCAAUACAAUUUAAACAUGGUUAUUUGAGACACAAUAAAAAAUGUAACAUUCGAUUAUAAAAAUAA